UUAUCCAAUUAUCUCCUACUCUAUCUCCUCGUUCAUCUCCCCAUCUUGAAUUCUUGAUCCAAUUAAUGGCUACGGCGGUGGGGUGGCCUAGCUGCUCUUCUCCUACUGUAUAUAUUCGUCGCUUCUCGUCUGUGUUCCGCGGCUUCCGCCGUUCCCCCAUGGCCCCUCGUCCUCGUCGCUUCUCGUCCGUGUUCCGCGUCGCAGCUCGUCGGCGCAAUGGAAAAGCGAAAGCAGCUGGCCUCCAAGUCGAAGACAAACUCUGGUUCUGGUGCGCCGGCGCCGCUGCAGUCAGCGAUUGUCUCGACGGCGGGAAAGCCUCCACGAGCUGAACCUGUGCGUGCACGUCGACCACCGACUAGUGAUGUUCAAGCAGAGGGAGGGGAAAUCAUUGCUGUUGGUGAUGAAUCGGAAGAUGAAUGGAUAGAGGUUGAUGAUGACUAUCAAGCAAUUGACGAGGCAGAGAAGAUUGAUAUGGAUGAUGAAAUGUCCGAGCCAUCUCUUGGAUUAGGUGAUGGCCAAAAUGACAAUGAAUUUGAAGAGGUCGGAUCCAUUGAGAUGCCAAAGAAAGUGGGGAAAAUAAAAACCACACAAGCUGCUGAUGGUAAGGCCAAAGUGAAGAGAACCAGAGCAAAGCGUUCAGAGUGUUGGAAGUAUUUCAAAGAGGUCAAAGCUGUAUCGAAGAAGAGGCCGGGUGAAGUUGUUAAAAAGGCGAAGUGCUUGCAUUGUUUUGGCUUCUUUGCUUAUGGUGGAGGGUCAACUACUAGUCUCAAUAGGCAUAAAGAUGCUUGCCCAAUCAUACUGAACAAGAAAGCAAAACUUCUGCGUCAAGGUACAAUUGGAUUUGAUCCCGAAAAGCCAGGUGCAUCUCUUAUAGUGAAUAAUGAAUAUGAUCAUGAGGAGUGUCGGAAGAUAAUAGCGAAGAUGAUAAUUGUGCAUGAGUAUCCUUUUAGGAUGGUAGAGCAUGCUUGGUUUAAUAUCCUCAUGAAUUAUAUGAAUGCAUCAUACAAGUUCAUUGGUAGAAAAACUAUUAGAGCUGAAUGCAUGAAGGUAUAUUUAUCUGAAAAAGAAAUUCUGAAGAAGCAACUCAGGUCUGUUGAGAGCAUUAGUUUGACAUGUGAUUUAUGGACUUCAAACCAGAAUCUGUGCUACUUAGCUUUGGUUGCUCACUACAUAGAUGAUGAAUGGAAUAUGCAAUCUCGUGUUCUGAAUUUCAUAGAGUUAGAUCCACCACACUCAGGAAAUAUCAUAGCUCAAGCAGUGUUUGAAUGUUGCCAAGAAUGGAAAAUAGAAGAUAAGAUCAUGACAAUGACCAUGGAUAAUGCUUCCUCGAAUGAUGUUGCUGCUACGAAUUUGACGGGCCGUUUCAAAGCUAGGAAAUCAGCAAAAUUCAUACCUAAGUACUUUCAUGUUCGUUGUUGUGCACACAUAAUCAAUUUGAUUGUGAAUGAUGGUAUUGCACCGCUGGAACCUUUGAUUGGCAAGCUUAGAGAGACUGUCAAAUACUUGAAAAAGUCUCCAUUACGCAUGAAAAAUUUCAGAGUAGUUUGUGAUUCUCUCAAGGUUGAUGUUGAGAAAGGCUUAUGCCUAGAUGUAUCCACCAGAUGGAGUUCCACUCACAGGAUGUUGGAUGCUAGUAUUUUGUAUAGAGAAGCUUUGGAUGAAUAUGCUCAACAAGAUCCUAAUUACAAAUGGCAGCCUACUGAUCAAGAGUGGACACUAUGUGGAAGAAUGCAACCAAUCUUAAAAGCAUUUGCUGAGGUGACCACUGUACUAUCAGGUUCGAACUACCCUACUGCUAAUAUCUUUUAUCCAUACAUCAUGAAUGUUAAGAUUGCUGUGAACACCCAUGCUGUGCAAAGUAAUGAUGAGAAUUUGAAGGCGAUGGGAAAGGCAAUGCUUGACAAGUUUGAUAAAUACUGGGAUAGCACUUAUAGUGAGAAUGUCAAUGAUAGCGGGAGAAACAAAAAAAAAAGGUGAAGAACAAUGUUAUGGUCAUUGCAACCAUUCUUGAUCCUAGGUUUAAAAUGAAGCUUGUUGACUACUGUUUUAAGCAGUUGUAUGGCAGAGAGAAAGGCAUGCGUGAGGCAGAAGACAUCAAAGCAGAGUUUUUUGAUCUGUAUGCUACCUAUGAGGUAGAAAAUCGACAGAAGGAGGCAGCCAACAGCAAUGAACAAAGUGCAAGUUCUAGUAGGAACCAAGCUACAUCUAUGUCCACAUUGAGUGGGUUUCAGUCAUUCUUGGAGGAGACAAACACAGAGCCAUGUCAGUCUGAAUUGACUUGCUAUCUUGAGGACAAAACUCAUCCCAUGGCUGAUCGUAAUUUCAAAAUAGUCGAUUGGUGGAGGCUAAAUGCUCAUAGGUAUCCUGUUAUUGCAAAGAUAGCAAGAAAGUUCCUGACAGUACCAGCAACUAGUGUGUCUUCAGAGUCCACAUUCUCUACAGGGGGUAGAGUUUUAGAUGACUACUGCAGUUCCUUGCGCCCGAAAAUGGUUGAGGCACUUAUUUGUGCUGCUAGCUUCAUAAAAGGAUAAAAAGAUAACUAUAUGAGGCCUACGAUUCCUCAAGAUGAUAGUGAUGAUGUGGAAUUCAUACCAUUUCCGGAUUCUUCUGUGGGAAGCAAUUAACGGAAGCCAUCUUCAUUUGACCUGCUCUUUUAAUCUGUUGGAGACGUCAUUUUAUUCUUUGCCUAUUGGAGACCUUUUUGUUAUGUCUUAACUACCGUAAUGGUGUCUUCGUGAUGUAUCAUGUUUGAUGCUUGUCAGCGACUAUUAAGUUUUUCCUGGGAAUAAAG
Messenger RNA from Lolium perenne, 2791 nucleotides. RefSeq names its product zinc finger BED domain-containing protein RICESLEEPER 2-like. NCBI's taxonomy places the organism in Eukaryota, Viridiplantae, Streptophyta, Magnoliopsida, Poales, Poaceae. Gene Ontology annotation, molecular function: DNA binding. The record is from RefSeq and is a predicted model, not a curated record.